UUUUGGUAAAGGAAACGAUGAGAAACAUGAGCUUUUGUAAGCCCUGGUUUUUUAAAUCGCACAGAUUUUCAGAUGAUGAAUGCAUUAUUCCAAGAGAGCCAACUCUUCAAGGCAUCCCCGUUUUCUCUUACAAGGAGCUAAAAACUGCUACCAGUGGCUUCAAGGCUUCAAAUAAAGUUGGAGAAGGCAGCUUUGGCUCUGUCUACAAGGGACGCCUUCAAGAUGGAUCAAUCGUGGCAGUUAAAGUACUUGAACUCGAAUCAUUGCAAGGAGAAAAAGAAUUCAUAUCCGAAAUCUCUAUGUUAUCAAACAUUACACAUGAAAAUCUCAUCACCCUUAAAGGAUGCUGCAUAACUUCUACCAAAAGAUUUUUGAUCUAUGACUACAUGGAAAACAAUAGCAUGGAACUGGCCUUCCUAGGAGGAUCUGAAAGCAGAAGAAAGUUUAGUUGGAAAAUGAGGACGAACAUUUUACUCGGAAUAGCGCGAGGGCUAGCCUUUCUCCACGAGGAGGUCGACCCUCAUAUUGUGCACCGUGACAUCAAACCUGCUAACAUACUUUUGGAUAAGAAUUUUGUACCAAAGAUUGCAGAUUUUGGUUUGGCAAAGCUAUUUUUGGACAGUGUUUCUCAUGUGAGCACGCGUGUGACGGGCACAUUGGGAUAUCUUGCUCCAGAAUACGCAAUUUCUGGUCAUUUGACGAGGAAAUCAGAUGUAUAUAGUUUUGGGAUACUGCUAUUGCUUAUUGUUAGUGGACACAAAGCCGUGGACUACAACUUAGAGCAAAAAGAUGCAUACCUAGUUACCAAGGUAUGGAAGGCUUACAAAUCUAACAACCUUCAGCAGCUGGUGGAUCCCUCACUCGACGGAGAUUACCCCGAAGAAGAACCUAUCGAAGUGCUUAAAGUGGGCUUGCUUUGUGUGCAAGAGAUAUCCGGUCUUCGGCCUCAAAUGUCAGAAGUUGUGAAGAUGCUAGGAGAUGGUAAAAGUAGGGAAGAUGUAUCAAUAUCCAAACCUGGUCAUCUUCUUGAUCUCAUGUACUAUAAUAUAGGGGAUGAUCAUUCCCAAGAUAAUACUGCAAUUAGCAAAAUCUCUACCUCUUUCAGCUGUUAGCAACAGCACCACGAUUGAGAUUUGUGAUAUAAACUCUAAUUGGUGUGAAUUUUAUUAUUUAUUUUUGUCACAAAUACCUUUUAAUUUUCAAAUUUUGCAAACAAUUAUCUUGUAAUUUUAAUAUUGUAAACAAAUGAAACUAACUUUUCCUUUGUUUUUAUUUUGAUAACACUAUUUGUUCAGGGUCCUGUCAAAAAUAACGUGUAAACAACCCAUAUCCAACAAUUUCAAUAAUUCACCUCAAAUUAAGAACCCUAGGUCAGUUCCCGCCAAAAAAAAAAAAAAA
Molecule: messenger RNA, 1398 nt
Organism: Chenopodium quinoa (quinoa)
Lineage: Eukaryota; Viridiplantae; Streptophyta; Magnoliopsida; Caryophyllales; Amaranthaceae
Product: putative serine/threonine-protein kinase
Exons: 6
Coding region: 18-1112 (364 amino acids)
Biological process (GO): protein phosphorylation
Molecular function (GO): protein kinase activity; ATP binding
Source: RefSeq, a predicted model, not a curated record